UCCAACGUAUUCAAAAAGUUAGGCAAAAGACUACUGAAGACUUUAGUAAAAGAGUACAACGUUUCAAACAGCGUUUCAGAUUAUUCCAACACCAAUUUGGACUGUUCAACACGCCCAGAUUCUUGAUUCUGUGUUGGAUAGGCUUCACAAAAGUUUGUAAACUCUACCACCCAAUGGAGAACAGAUUCAGACUAUCAGUUUUCUUCAUGUUAUGGGCUUCUAUGGUGCAUAGUGCAGAAUCCGAGUGUAAGAGGGAUUGUGAUUUAGCUCUAGCUUCCUACAAUCUAACAGGAGGUGAUUUGACAUAUGUAUCAAAGCUUAUGAAAUCUGAGUUUGUUUCAAAACCUGAAGAUAUUCUCCCCUACAACAAUGAAACCAUAAAAAACAAAGACCAGGUGCAAGCCUUUACCAGGGUGAACGUUCCAUUCCCUUGCGAUUGCAUUGGAGAUUUUCUAGGUCAUAUAUUCAAAUAUGACGUUGCAUCAGGUGACACUUACAUGUCCAUUGCCACUCAGAAUUAUUCCGAUUUGACCACUGUUCAGUUGUUGCAGAGCUUCAACUCAUAUUCACCAACUGAUCUUCCUGAUACUGGGACUCUUGAUGUCUUCGUUAACUGUUCCUGUGGGAAUAGUGACAUUUCCAAGGAUUAUGGUUUGUUCAUCACAUACCCUCUUAGACCUGAGGAUUCUUUGCAGUCAAUUGCCAACGAGACUGGGAUAGAGAGUGACUUGCUGCUUAAGUACAACCCGGGUGUAAAUUUUAGCCAAGGGAGUGGUUUGGUUUAUAUUCCAGGGAAAGACCAAAAUGGUGGCUAUGUGCCCCUUCAUCAAAGCACUGGAGGCCUUGCGCUAAGAGUUAUCGCUGGAAUAUCUGCUGGAGUAGUAACGGCACUUCUGCUAUUGGCAUUCUGUGGGUAUGUUACAUAUUACCGAAGAAAGAAGGUAUGGAAGAGGAAUUUGCUCACAGAUGAAUUCAUGAUGAACUCGGCCAGAGUUAUGAAUGGUAUAUUUUCUUCUACUUUUAUUUCCUCUAUUUCUUCCUUCUCUUUCAUUUAAAUCUAACAGGGGAUCUCACAAUUUCAGAAUAUUAGCUGGUGUCGGUAUAGUUUUUGUUGGCUGUGUAAAACUAGUUUGGUGUUCUGAUUUUUCCUCUGCUUUUUAUCAUGGAAUAGAGGAG
Molecule: messenger RNA, 1176 nt
Organism: Vigna umbellata (rice bean)
Lineage: Eukaryota; Viridiplantae; Streptophyta; Magnoliopsida; Fabales; Fabaceae
Source: RefSeq, a predicted model, not a curated record